Molecule: messenger RNA, 1501 nt
Organism: Glycine soja
Lineage: Eukaryota; Viridiplantae; Streptophyta; Magnoliopsida; Fabales; Fabaceae
Exons: 6
Coding region: 86-1081 (331 amino acids)
Source: RefSeq, a predicted model, not a curated record
GUUUAUCCAAAACAAAAGUAGAUGUGGAAAUUGGAAUAGCCAAAGCCAUAGCCAUACGGCAGUACCCACCCUUGCAGUGUUGACUAUGCUGCUAGCUCAACCCAUUUUCCUCUCUCGCAACUUUCCCACUCUCAACAACCGAAACUCGAGAACUUCUCUUCAACUUCACAACCCUCCUGCACUCAUAAGAGUUUCACCGCAAAGAACGCCAAUAAUAGCCUCUUCUGGUUGUUUUGGUUGCUUCGUAAAACCGCUUGAUGUCAGAACCAAAACCUCGCUGGGUGCGUUUUUUAAGAAAAGAAAGGGUUGUGCACAUAUUUGCCAUAGUUUGAAGGAAGAGAGCGAGGUUGGUGGGAAUGGCAAUAAUGGAAGAGACUGGACGACCUCCAUUUUGCUCUUUCUACUGUGGGCUGCGCUAAUGUACUAUGUUUUCUUUCUCACCCCAAACCAGACCCCGUCAAGGGACACGUAUUUCUUGAAAAAGCUCCUGAAUCUGAAAGGAGAUGAUGGUUUCAGAAUGAAUGAAGUGCUAGUAUCAUUGUGGUAUUUAAUGGGCUUGUGGCCAUUGGUAUAUAGCAUGCUCUUGCUUCCAACCGGAAGAAGCUCAAAAAACAAUAUUCCUGUAUGGCCAUUCCUGAUACUUUCAUGUUUUGGUGGUGCAUAUGUUCUUCUUCCAUAUUUCGUACUUUGGAAACCGCCAGCUCCUCCUGUCGAAGAAACUCAGCUUAAAACAUGGCCUUUGAAUUUCCUGGAAUCAAAAGUAACUGCAAUGAUAUCACUUGCGGCAGGGGUAGCCAUCAUAACUUAUGCUGGUCUAGCUGGACAAGAUGUGUGGAAAGAAUUUUACCAGUACUUCAGGGAAAGCAAAUUUAUCCAUAUUACGUCCAUUGAUUUUAUUAUACUUUCCACAUUUGCACCGUUUUGGGUUUACAACGAUAUGACUGCUCGAAAACGGUUUGACAAAGGUUCUUGGCUCCUUCCCAUAUCAUUGAUACCAUUUUUAGGGCCUGGUUUAUACCUUCUCCUGCGGCCAUCAUUAUCAACAGUGGCCAUUUCACAGACUCCUGUUGAGCCAGAGUAAAAUUUCAUGUGAUUACUGUCAAGUGCCAACAAUACAAAUACACAUUUUCUAUGCAACAAAAUUGAAUUUGAUUUCAAGUUUGGUUCAGAAAGACAAUUCACCUACAACACGGUGAGAGCAGCUUGCCACCCUACUUACUAGUCCAUAAAAAUAUUGAGAUCCAUCAGCUUAUGCAUCAUCUGGGGAGAUGGAAACUUCUUCUGCUGUAUGUAAUAAUUUCAUGGAGAGAAGUUUCACAUUUACCUACAUUUUUACUAGAUGAGAUCCAGUUUCUAAGAAACAGAAAUAUUGCUUCUGUGACAUUAUUUACCCAAUCAUAAUCUAAGUGCUCAAGUAACUCUAGGAAAAAUUCCAUUUUAAGGUCUUUCGAAGUGCUUAUUUCAUUGAAAGGUUAUGCUGUCCUUUUUAUUUUGGGAGUUA